GAGUGGACAACCCUAAGUUCCAGUAAUAGUUUUCUUGUUUGUAGUGAAGUGAAAUAUCAAAGUGCUAUGCCCGGGGUUGGCAGAGGCGACGGCCAAGGGCCGGCGGUUGGAAAACUCGAGUCGCAGAUUUAUUGCAUCAAGUAUACUUUGUUCUGCUUCAACAUUGUACUGUGGUUAUUCGGUGCAGCAGUGUUCGCCCUGUGCCUAUGGAUAUGUAUCGAGCCGGGCUUCAACGAGUGGAUGAAUAUCCUACAACUGCAGAAGUACUUCAUCGGUAUCUACAUAAUACUUAUCGGAUCCAUAGCCGUUAUGUUUGUGACCUUCCUUGGAUGCGGGUCGGCGCUGAUGGAAAAUGUUAAGCUUUUAUAUGCGUACAUAAUAUCACAAAUAGCGUCCUUCGUUUUUGGACUUGUCGGCGCAUGCGUCGUUUUGGACUUCUCCACAUACGACUCUAGCAUCCAGCCUCUCAUCAAAGACGUGGUGCUGAGGUUGAUGAAUAACCCUCAACAUGAAGGCAGCCGGGAAAUACUGCGGAUGGUACAAGAAGGCAUUGGGUGCUGCGGUGCCGACGGUCCCAUGGACUUCCUGCACCUGAACAAGCCUCUGCCAUCAGAAUGCCGGGACUCUGUCACCGGCAACGCCCAUUUCCACGGCUGUGUGGACGAGCUGACCUGGUUCUUGGAGAGCAAGACGGGUUGGCUGGCCGGCAUCGUCCUCGCUUCUUGCAUGAUAAGUGUGGUAAACGCCGUCAUGUCAUUGGUCCUCAUCCAAGCUGUCAAGAAAGAAGAAGACGAAUCAGUGACGUACAAAAAUUAAAAAAACUACAAUAAGAUAAUCAUAAUUUUUAGACUUAAUAUGAUAUAGAAAUAGAUUUGUAUUUUAUUUUUAUAUUUUAUGUUAUUUAAAAUAGAAACAACGACGUCACUUUCAACAGAAAUGGCCUUAAAAUGCCGCAUUUAUAUAUGUUCUACUAAUUGGGACUAAAUACAUAAUAAAAUAUAAUGUUAUGUAAACUUUACCACCGUCUUAUUAUGUUAAGUUACCACAAUUUAAAUAUGUGACAAGUUAUUUUAAUAAAACAAUAAAUCUGAAAAA
Messenger RNA from Bicyclus anynana (squinting bush brown), 1095 nucleotides. RefSeq names its product tetraspanin-2A (gene Tsp2A). Gene Ontology annotation, cellular component: membrane. The coding region runs from base 67 to 816 and encodes 249 amino acids. Lineage: Eukaryota; Metazoa; Arthropoda; Insecta; Lepidoptera; Nymphalidae. The record is from RefSeq and is a predicted model, not a curated record. The transcript has 5 exons.